AUCAAUACAAAAAUGUACAACUUUACCAUAAAUGUUUCUUCAAGAGAUAAAAUCCAUCUUUUGAGAAAAAUAAGGAAAUGCAAACAAAAAAGUGGAAGGUAUGCGUUACAGUCACACAGUUGCAGCUUUAUAGGUGACACAAUUCAUUAUUUAUCGCCGGCAUCAACAGCUUCAAAAUCGAUAAACGAAGGUGAUUUUUUUGACUAUCAUGAUUUUAUACCGCCCGAGAUUUUCUUGCCAAUUGGCACUUAUCCCUCUUCUUCGUCAACCUCUAUAUCCUGCGUUGAACCUACUUUGCAAAGGACAAUUUGCAUUAUUAAACCAGAAGCAAUGGAGUACAAGGAUGUCGUUUUAAGAGCAGUAACAGAAGAAGGGUUGCAUAUUAUUUCGAAAAGACUUGUUCAUCUAACACCAGAACAAGUAUCUGAAAUCUAUGCUCAACAAUAUGGCAGCUACAUGUUCCCGCACAUCAUACUAAGUUGUAGCAUAGGACCACUCAUGGUACUUGUUCUAGCAGGACUUAAUGCCAUCGAAAGAUGGAAGCAAAUGGUAGGCCCUUAUCGAGUUUUAAGGGAGGAAUGGUUUUUUCCAUAUAGCGUUAGAACCAGAUUUGGCAUAGAAGACGAUAAGACCGACGUAUUGCAUGCUUCGGAGAAUUUGGUUGCGUCUAACAAUGAAAACCGAUAUUUUUUUCCAAGAAGUAUUUUGGAGCCCAUAUUGUGUGACGAAGAAAAAGUUAUUGACUACUUAUCAUUGCAUGUUAAUGAAACUUUGCUAAAAGGGUUAACAGAAAUUGUUAAAGUAAAGCCAAUAGAUCCUGUUAUGCAUUUGGCGGAAUGGUUACUUAUGAAUAACCCAUACCAACCACAUUUCCCUGGACUUAUUCCAUUAGCCCCAACGUAAUACACUUUUUUUUACAAAUAUACUUUGAC
This is a messenger RNA of Brassicogethes aeneus, 932 nucleotides long. The record is from the annotation of a GenBank genome assembly. Lineage: Eukaryota; Metazoa; Arthropoda; Insecta; Coleoptera; Nitidulidae.